UAAAAUAAGAUCUUUGAUCCGCUCCGUUAUUGUUAUGUCGCUACACAAAGAUCUGAAGACAUUCCGUGUGGGGUCACGUCGGUGUCAACUUUGGUAACCUGGGGUCGACCAAUGAAAUGCUUCUGCUUCAACCAAUCGCGGGCUAUUCUUACAAAAUGCAUUCGGUAUGAAAGGAAAAAUGGCCGACAUUAAAGUAAUCGAUGCAGCUUUAGAGAAAAUUUUACCACGUUUCGGUGUUAGUGCUUUAAAGAAAGAACAACGGAGCAUAUUGGAUGCCAUGAUUGAAGGCAAAGACUGUAUGGCCAUUUUGCCAACUGGUUUUGGCAAAUCGCUGCCUUUUCAAGUCUACAUUCCACUUAUGCGCGAGAUGAACCCCGGAUUUAGUGCUGUGAUAUUAGUCUGCUGUCCUUUAGUUGCACUAAUGCAGGACCAGGUGAAGAAAAUAUCAGCUGUGCCGGGUAUAUCGGCAGCGUACAAAGGUUUAAGUGAAGAAAGUGACAGGCAGAUACUCAGUGGGGAAAUAGAUGUCAUCUAUGCAUCUCCAGAAUCUUUGAUAAGUAAUGCAGUUUGGAGAGAAGAUAUGAAGAAAUUGAAUGUACAAAACAUAGUCAUUGAUGAAUUUCAUACGAUUGCAACAUGGGGUGAAGACCGAAUGGGUUUAAAGAAACAAGCAUUUAGGAAGUGGUUUUCGCAUGUGGGAGAAUUAAGAUCUUUAUUUCCAAAAGCCAGUGUUAUCGCACUAAGUGCAACAUCUACAGUAAAAAUUCAGAAAAGAGUUUCAAAACAGUUGUCUUUUGGACCAAACACAGUAGAAAUUGUUAUGUCUCCAAAUAAAGCUAACAUAAAAUACUCAAUAUCCAAAGUAUCCAGUGAUCUUGAAAUGGCAAUGUCCUGGCUUGUGGAUGGAAUUCAACAUUUGCAGAGUGACUUUCCCAAAACAUUAUUGUACUGUUCUAGCAUUAAUGAUGUUUCUAAACUUUACACUUAUCUCAUUAAGGAGUUGGAUGGCACAAGUCCUCUUAUUGAAAUGUUUCACUCAGAAACACCCAUUGGCAAAAAAACUGAAAUUGUCAAUUGCUUAAAUGACCAGAAUAACACUUCAAAAAUCAGAUUAGUGAUUUGUACUACUGCAUUAGGGAUGGGUAUUGAUGUGUCCCAUUGCAACAGUGUAAUUCUGUUCGGAAUACCCGAAAAUAUUGUAGACUUAGUGCAAGAAAUAGGGCGCAUUGGAAGAGAUGGGGAGUCAUCAAUUGCCCUUAUUUUGUUUAACGCUUAUCAUCUGCGUAGACUUGACAAAUCCAUGAAAGAUAUCCUACGUUCACCUACUUGUAGACGAAUAAACAUUAUGAAACAAUUUUUGAGUGAAUCCAAUUUAAGUGAACUUGAACAGGACGUUAAAAAGCAUACAUGCUGCGAUGUGUGCCACAAACUUUGUAGUUGUGGCAAUUGUGAAUAUCUUUCCUUGGAGAGACUUUUUGAACAGAGUGUCAUUUCCAACUCAGACAGUAAUGAGGCUGAAGAUUCUUUUGGAAGUUCAGAUAAUGACUUCUUAGAUGGCACACUCGACUUAAAUUCAUGUUAUGCCUGACUUUUCAAUGACUUCUCGUAAAAAACUGAUGGGGGUGGGGGAAUAAAAAACCCAUCAAAAUUAAUAGUAUUGCUUUUCCUUUCCAGUGGUCAAGGUAAAAUUUGUUCUAUUACAUGCUUGAAAGGGGCGAGAUAUAAAAGGUCAUGUCGGAUGAAAAGCUAUAUUCAAAGGGGAGGCUCUGUUUUCAGGAUCUAUGAGAAAGAUUGAACAUGUUCAGUCUGUCAUUAGAGUUGUACUAAGUAGGUUAAUUGCUUUUUAAUUCAUUGUACCUAUGCUUAAGAAUUGAGUUAAAUCAUUAUUUUUAAAGGGUUGUAAUGUCUUGAAGAAAAGUACUAGGUAUUUGAUUGGGGUGGGGGUGUAUGUGUCAGACAUUGAACUUUUAAUCUCGCCCUUAAUCUUUAAAAUGUUUCUUCGAUCGACAUGCCAAUAAAUUUAAGUGAAUAACUAG
This is a messenger RNA of Ostrea edulis (European flat oyster), 2036 nucleotides long. Its product is annotated as ATP-dependent DNA helicase RecQ-like. Gene Ontology annotation, cellular component: chromosome; nucleus; cytoplasm. NCBI's taxonomy places the organism in Eukaryota, Metazoa, Mollusca, Bivalvia, Ostreida, Ostreidae. Gene Ontology annotation, molecular function: ATP binding; 3'-5' DNA helicase activity; nucleic acid binding. The coding region runs from base 167 to 1588 and encodes 473 amino acids. The record is from RefSeq and is a predicted model, not a curated record. Gene Ontology annotation, biological process: telomere maintenance; double-strand break repair via homologous recombination. The transcript is spliced from 3 exons.